Molecule: messenger RNA, 399 nt
Organism: Cetraspora pellucida
Lineage: Eukaryota; Fungi; Glomeromycota; Glomeromycetes; Diversisporales; Gigasporaceae
Source: the annotation of a GenBank genome assembly
AUGAUGGCUGCAAAAGAAACUGCUAUCAACUUUUGUACUAAAAGAAUUUCUCUUGCUAAUAUUAGGCCAGAAAUCCUUACUGAGGUCCAUAAAUUUCCUUUUCCUUUUCAGAAACUUAUCACAGAAGAAGUACAUGCCAUCUCAAAAAGGCUGGAAGAGGGAAAGUGUGCACCAAACCUUGCAAGUGCAGAAUGCUCAUAUAGAUUCUUCAAUCGAACAUUCGAAGAGGGUGGCAUGGAAGUAUAUCAAACCUGUAGUAUUGUGGAAGUACCUGUAAUUCAGAAUUCAGUUGAAAAAAAGGCAGCUGAAAAAAGUCAAUCAAGAAUGAAUGAAUUGUUUGAAAGAACCCAAGACUGCUACUAUAAAUUGGCAGAGGAAAGCAUAGAUGAAGCAUCAUGA